Molecule: messenger RNA, 3777 nt
Organism: Prionailurus viverrinus (fishing cat)
Lineage: Eukaryota; Metazoa; Chordata; Mammalia; Carnivora; Felidae
Gene: RBP3
Product: retinol binding protein 3
Exons: 4
Coding region: 1-3777 (1258 amino acids)
Biological process (GO): proteolysis
Molecular function (GO): serine-type peptidase activity
Source: RefSeq, a predicted model, not a curated record
AUGACGAGAGAAUGGGCCCUGCUCUUGUCCAUGCUGCUCUGUGGCCUGGCUGGCCCCACACACCUGUUCCAGCCAAGCCUGGUGCUGGACAUGGCCAAGGUCCUCCUGGAUAACUACUGCUUCCCAGAGAACCUGAUGGGGAUGCAGGAAGCCAUCGAGCAGGCCAUCAAGAGUCGUGAGAUCCUCGCCAUCUCGGACCCUCAGACUCUGGCCCAUGUGCUGACGACUGGGGUGCAGAGCUCCUUGAACGACCCUCGCCUGGUCAUUUCAUACGAGCCCAGCACCCUCGAGGCUCCCCGGCAAGCCCCAGCACUCACCAACCUCACAAAAGAGGAAAUGCUUGCCCGGCUGCAGAAGGGCAUCCGCCACGAGGUUCUGGAGGGCAAUGUGGGCUACCUGCGUGUGGACGACAUCCCAAGCCAGGAGGUGGUGAGCAAGCUGGGGGGCUUCCUGGUGGCCAGCGUCUGGAGGAAGCUCAUGGGCACCUCUGCCUUGGUGCUGGACCUCCGGCACUGCACCGGGGGCCACGUUUCCGGCAUCCCCUACGUCAUCUCCUACCUGCACCCAGGGAACACGGUCCUGCACGUGGAUACCAUCUACGACCGUCCCUCCAAUACGACCACUGAGAUCUGGACCUUGCCCCAGGUGCUGGGAGAAAGGUACAGUGCCGACAAGGAUGUGGUGGUCCUCACCAGCGGCCACACUGGGGGCGUGGCUGAGGACAUCACUUACAUCCUCAAGCAGAUGCGCAGGGCCAUCGUGGUGGGUGAGCGGACUGUGGGGGGUGCCCUGGACCUCCAGAAGCUGAGGAUAGGCCAGUCUGACUUCUUCCUCACCGUGCCCGUGUCCAGGUCCCUAGGGCCCCUGGGAGGGGGCAGCCAGACAUGGGAGGGCAGUGGGGUGCUGCCCUGUGUGGGGACACCAGCCGAGCAGGCCCUAGAGAAAGCCCUGGCCAUCCUCACUCUGCGCCGGGCCCUGCCAGGAGUUGUCCGGCGCCUGCAGGAGGCGCUGCAGACCUACUACACCCUGGUGGACCGUGUGCCCAGCCUGCUGCACCACCUGGCCAACAUGGACUUCUCCGCAGUAGUCUCGGAGGAGGACCUGGUCACCAAACUCAACGCUGGCCUACAGACUGUGUCUGAGGACCCCAGGCUCCUGGUGCGGGCCGUGAGGGCCAAGGACGCCUCUUCUGGGCCCGAGGUUGGCGAGGACGAGCCUCCGGAGGUAGUCCCCACGGUGCCCGGAGCCGAGGCUGCCCGGCAGGCCCUGGUGGUCUCUAUGUUUCAGGUGUCGGUGCUACCGGGCAACGUGGGCUACCUCCGCUUUGACAGCUUCGCCGAUGCCUCCGUGCUGGAGGUGCUAAGCCCCUACAUUGUGCGCCAGGUGUGGGCGCCCCUGCAGGGCACGGAGCACCUCAUCGUGGACCUGCGCCAGAACCCCGGGGGGCCGUCCUCGGCUGUGCCCCUGCUACUGUCUUACUUCCAGGGCCCCGACAACGGCUCCGUGCGCCUCUUCACCACCUAUGACCGCCGCACCAACAUCACGCAGGAGCACUUCAGCCGCAUGGAGCUGCUGGGCCGGGGCUACCCCACCCAGCGCGGCGUGUACCUGCUCACCAGCCACCGCACCGCCACCGCGGCUGAGGAGCUGGCCUUCCUCAUGCAGUCGCUGGGCUGGGCCACGCUGGUGGGCGAGAUCACCGCGGGCAGCCUGCUGCACACCUGCACGGUGCCCCUGCUGGAGACGCCGGAGGGUGGCCUGGUGCUCACCGUGCCUGUGCUCACCUUCAUCGACAACCACGGCGAGUGCUGGUUGGGAGGUGGCGUGGUGCCCGAUGCCAUCGUGCUGGCCGAGGAAGCCCUGGACAGGGCCCAGGAGGUGCUGGAGUUCCACCGCAGCCUGGAGGCCCUGGUGGAGGGCACGGGGCACCUGGUCGAGGCUCACUAUGCACGGCCAGAGGUCAUCGGGCAGACCAGUGCCCUGCUUCGAGCCAAGCUGGCCCAGGGGGCCUACCGCACUGCCGUGGACCUGGAGUCACUGGCCUCCCAGCUCACGGCCGACCUGCAGGAGAUGUCUGGGGACCACCGUCUGCUGGUGUUCCACAGCCCCGGUGAGAUGGUGGCCGAGGAGGUGCCCCCCCCACCCCCUGUCGUGCCCUCCCCAGAGGAGGUCUCCUACCUCAUCGAAGCCCUGUUUAAAACAGAGGUGCUGCCUGGCCGGCUGGGUUACCUGCGUUUCGACGCCAUGGCCGAGCUGGAGACGGUGAAGGCCAUCGGGCCACAGCUGGUGCAGCUGGUGUGGCAGAGGCUGGUGGACACGGCCGCGCUGGUUGUCGACCUGCGCUACAACCCUGGUAGCUACUCCACGGCUGUGCCGCUACUCUGCUCCUACUUCUUUGAAGCAGAGCCCCGCCAGCACCUCUACUCUGUCUUUGACAGGGCGACCUCGAGGGUCACGGAAGUGUGGACGCUGCCCCAGGUGGCUGGCAAGCGCUACGGCCCCCACAAAGACCUCUACAUCCUGAUGAGCCACAUCAGCGGGUCGGCAGCUGAGGCGUUUGCUCACACCAUGCAGGACCUGCAGCGGGCCACCAUCAUUGGGGAGCCCACAGCUGGAGGGGCACUCUCUGUGGGCAUCUACCAGGUGGGCAGCAGCCCCUUAUACGCCUCCAUGCCCACGCAGAUGGCCCUGAGCGCCAGCACAGGUGAAGCCUGGGACCUGGCUGGGGUGGAGCCCGACAUCACCGUGCCCAUGAGUGAGGCCCUCUCCACAGCCCGGGACAUAGUGGCCCUGCGGGCCAAGGUGCCCACUGUGCUGCAGACAACUGGGAAGCUGGUAGCCGAUAACUAUGCCUCCCCUGAACUGGGGGCCAAGAUGGCGGCCAAACUGAGCCGUAUGCAGAGCCGCUAUUCAAGGGUGACCUCAGAAGGGGCCUUGGCUGAGAUGCUGGGGGCCGAUCUGCAGAUGCUGUCCGGAGACCCACACCUGAAGACAGCCCAUAUCCCCGAGGAUGCCAAGGACCGCAUUCCUGGGAUUGUGCCCAUGCAGAUCCCUUCCCCUGAAGUCUUUGAGGACCUGAUCAAGUUUUCCUUUCAUACUAAUGUGUUUGAGGACAACCUUGGCUACUUGAGGUUUGACACGUUUGGGGACUGUGAGCUGCUCACCCAGGUGUCAGAGCUGCUGGUGGAGCAUGUUUGGAAGAAGAUCGUGCACACGGAUGCCAUGAUCAUUGACAUGAGGUUCAACAUCGGUGGCCCCACCUCCUCCAUCUCUGCCCUGUGCUCCUACUUCUUUGAUGAAGGUCCUCCAAUUCUGUUGGACAAAAUCUACAGCCGGCCCAACGACUCUGUCAGUGAGCUCUGGACCCACACCCGGCUCGCAGGUGAACGCUACGGCUCCAAGAAGAACGUGGCCAUUCUGACCAGUGCGCUGACAGCCGGCGCCGCGGAGGAGUUUACCUACAUCAUGAAGAAGCUGGGCCGGGCACUGGUCAUCGGGGAAGUGACCAGCGGGGGCUGCCAGCCACCACAAACCUACCACGUGGAUGACACUCAUCUCUACAUCACCAUCCCCACGGCCCGCUCAGUGGGGGCUGUGGAUGGCAGCUCCUGGGAAGGGGUGGGUGUGGUGCCCCACGUGGCUGUCCCUGCUGAAGGAGCCCUCACCAGAGCCAAGGAGAUGCUCCAGCACACUCUGCUGAGGGCGAGGAGGAGCCCCAGGAUGGGUGGGACCUCCAGGCCACACACCAAGGGCACUCCGGCACGUGGUCCUGCCUGA